Heterobilharzia americana is the source of this 758-nucleotide messenger RNA. Lineage: Eukaryota; Metazoa; Platyhelminthes; Trematoda; Strigeidida; Schistosomatidae. The record is from the annotation of a GenBank genome assembly.
AGCGUUGCAAUUUGGUCAGCACAUGAUUUGUACUUCCUGAAGCCUGCCUGUUCCGGUCGCAGUUUUGAAUCCAGUGCGUCUUUAAGCCUCUCCAGGAUGAUGCGGCUUAAUAUUUUACUUGGGGUGGACAGGAGAGUGAUUCCUCGCCAGUUCUUGCAAACACUGAGGUCUCCCUUCUUCGGCAGUUUGACAAGGUAACCCUUCCUCCAAUCGUCAGGUACCUUCUCUUCCCUCCACACCUUCUGCAAUAGUGGUGUGAGCAUGUCCGCUGUUGUCUCUGCAUCUGUUCUCAGUGCUUCUGGCGGGAUUCCAUCUGGUCUUGCUGCUUUCCCACAUUUCAGUAGCUUUAUGGCGUUCAGGACUUCUAUUUUCGUUGGGGGAUUUAUGUUCACUUGUAAUUCAGCGGCUGCAGGUGGUAUUUCUGGACGAAGUGCAGGUGGUGGUGGUGGUCGAAUCAAGAGCUUCUUGAAGUGGUCGGCCCAUCGUUUCCUCUGUUUCUCUUCUUUUGUAAUUAAAUUUCCGUCAUCAUCUUUUAUUGGUUUCAUCUGUGUUGGUCUCUUCCCUGAUAGCAACCUGGUUAUUUGAUACAAUGUCGUCAGGUCUCUCUUACCUGCAGCCUGUUCUGCUUCACUUGCCAGUGUGUCGUAGAAGUGUCUUUUGUCUUUGCGUGCACUCUUCUUCACUUCUUUGUCCAGUGUAGUGUUUUAUACAUUGAACUCAGUUCCUGUUGUCGUUGAGCAUCCUUGCACUGGUUUAUC